Molecule: messenger RNA, 2147 nt
Organism: Neogale vison (American mink)
Lineage: Eukaryota; Metazoa; Chordata; Mammalia; Carnivora; Mustelidae
Gene: MIMS1
Product: family with sequence similarity 210 member A
Exons: 4
Coding region: 195-1016 (273 amino acids)
Cellular component (GO): mitochondrion
Source: RefSeq, a predicted model, not a curated record
GACGCGCGGAGCCGCACGGACAGUAGCAAGCACGUUGUUAGUGGGCGCGGCUGGAGGGCCCGGGAGGGUGCCGGCGGUAGGGGCAGGGAGCGAACGUUCGCCUGAGCCCCUGGAGUUCCGGCACCCUGACCCACGCUCGAUCAGGUCACUCUGUCUUUGUAGAAGCUGAAAUCCAUCAAUCACUGUUCUUCAAAAUGCAAUGGAAUGUACCAAGGUCUGUAUUCCGACUGGCACAUAGGACAUGCGUGGAACCACAUAAAGCCAGUCUUUUUGGACACUGUCGAAACAUAAAGGGACCAUUACAUUUGUAUAAAGCUGAAUCCAGAGUAGUUUUGGUACAGGACCCUCAAAAACAAUGGCUGCAUUUAUCUGCUGUCCCGUGUGUUGCAAAGGAAAGGAAGCCAUUCAUUGCUCAUCCACCCCAGCCGGGGGUCCUUCGCCAUAAACAGUGGGAGCAAGAUAUUUUAUCCAAGAGGGUUUUGUCAUCCAGUGCCACAUCCCCUGGAACUCCUUCGGAAAAAAAGGAAGAACCUGAUCCUUUGCAAGACAAAUCUAUUAGUCUUUAUCAACGAUUUAAGAAAACAUUUAGACAAUAUGGAAAAGUUUUGAUUCCAGUGCAUCUAAUAACUUCUGGUGUUUGGUUUGGAACAUUUUAUUAUGCAGCCAUAAAAGGAGUGAAUGUCGUUCCUUUUCUAGAAUUUAUUGGGUUACCUGACAGCAUAGUAAACAUUCUGAAAAAUUCCCAGAGUGGAAAUGCACUAACGGCAUAUGCCUUGUUUAAGAUUGCAACACCUGCCCGAUAUACUGUGACUUUGGGUGGAACCUCGUUCACUGUGAAGUAUUUGCGUAGUCGGGGCUACAUGUCGACACCGCCUCCUGUCAAGGAAUAUCUGCAAGACAGGAUGGAAGAGACCAAGGAGCUUCUCACAGAGAAAAUGGAAGAAACAAAGGAUAGACUCACUGAAAAAUUACAGGAAACCAAAGGAAAAGUUUCUUUUAAGAAAAAAAUGGAAUAGGGUGCCUUAUAUGACAGGUGAUAGACAAUUUCUGCACUUUAACCCUUUGGAAACUAUGGACAAAGAUACAUACAUGCUCCUGAUUAGUUUUUUGUUUUUUGGUGUUUUUUUUUGAUUAGUUGCCUAAAUACGCCAGUUCUCUGAGGGUUAAAGACCUAAGAUACCUUUUUAAAGUUGAAUAUUACUAGAAAAAUUAGUGUUUUUUGAAAAGAAAAAUGGAACCGAGUAUAAGAAUUUAACACCAGUAGCAGCAUUAAGCAGUGGUUUGUGUCUUCGUAAGUCAGAGCUCUUUUUUCAGGGUCUUCAGAAUCAUACUUGCUUUGUGUUUUGUUGCAGCCCAUGGAGCAGUUGACUCCUUGAAUAACUGAUGUGGCCCUAGGCAGGGUGUUAAUACUGGGUUUUCAUCUUUAUGUUAUUCAUUGAGCUUUUAACUAUUCAUUUCUUAAUGUGGAGACCAAUAUUAUCAUCACAACUGCCAGUGAAUAAGAGGAUAUUUAGUGUUUCUGUAAAAACCGUAUAUAACAGUUAUCUCUACCAGUUAAAAUACACAUUUUAUAUGAAGGAAGUUAAAUAAAGAUUGAGUCGUAUGUCUGUAAAUAAGAUGUAUUGGUUAGUAAGUGAAAAAUGGACCCUUUAAAAAAUGAUUUUUACCCAAAGCUUGUCAAAAUCAGUUUUUUUUUUAAAAGCAAAUACAUGUAUCUAUGGUACUUUUUCACCUAAAACAUAAACCUCUACUUUGAAUCAUUUGUGUUCUCUCCAACUCUUUUUCAGAGGAAAUGUGAGAACAAUAUUAUACCUUAAGUUCACUGUUGAAAUCUAAUAUCCUUAAGCCAUGACUCAGGUUUGCGGUUCUCGAGCAGAUGCAGGUGUGGGAGGUUGGAAGGUGCUGUCAGGUUGUUCCAGAGCCGACUCACUCCUGCCAUGUGGCAGGCCUUUGUCUCCACAGGCCAACACUCUCAGUGUCUGUUUCAGAGUUAAUGUUGAUUUCAUUGUGCAGUAAAUUCUUAAAUUGUAGCUGUUUUUUUCCUUAUCCUGAAGUAUCUUUUCCCCUUAUAUUGAAAUAUGCCUGAGCAUUUUACUUGAAUUUUUUUAAUAGCAAAACUGUCAUUAAAUUAUCUGCUUGGAAUGAAA